AUGUCAGCUCUGUCAACUGGCACGAGCACCAAGUCACACUUGACUCCGAACGGCGGAACUCUUCCCGAGAAGCCAGACGGAAGCGGUGCAGGCCGCGAUGUCGAGCAACAACAACCUUCCGAGACUGACUCGACCGGCGAACCCUCGAUGUUCAAGUCACUCGGUCUUCUCGACCGGUUUCUGGCAGUAUGGAUCUUUCUUGCCAUGCUGAUCGGCAUCCUUCUCGGAAACUUCGUUCCCAACGCAGGACCUGCGUUGCAGCAGGGCAAGUUCGUUGGGGUUUCUGUGCCCAUAGCCGUCGGAUUACUUGUCAUGAUGUAUCCGAUUCUGUGCAAGGUACAAUACGAGAAGUUGCACGACAUCUUCCGCACGAGAGAAAUCUGGGUUCAGCUAGGGUUCAGCAUCGUGAUCAACUGGAUCAUCGCACCGUUGUUCAUGCUCGCGCUGUCAUGGGCGUUUUUACCGGACAAGGAGGGCCUUCGUAAUGGACUCAUCCUCGUCGGGAUCGCAAGAUGUAUAGCCAUGGUGUUGAUCUGGACAAGCCUGGCCAGAGGAGACGGAAACUACUGCGCAAUUCUUGUCGCCGUCAACUCGUUCCUGCAAAUCGUCCUCUUUGCCCCCGUCGCCCUCCUCUUCAUCCGCGUCAUCGGCCAAGACAAUAGCAUCUCCUCGAUAUCAUACUCUACCGUCGCCUCCGCCGUAGGCGUCUUUCUCGGCAUCCCUCUAGGCGCCGCAAUUCUCACUCGCCUCGCUCUCAUCUACACCAUCGGCCUCAAGUCCUACAAUAGUAAAGUCAUUCCCUUCUUGGCACCGUGGUCCCUCGUCGGCCUCCUCUAUACCAUCAUCGUCCUCUUCGCCUCGCAGGGCUCCCAGGUGGUCCACCAGAUCGUCUCCGUCGUGCGGGUGGCCGCGCCGCUGGUGGUCUACUUCUCCGUCAUUUUCUCCGCCACGCUGCUCGUCGCCCGAAAGCUGGGCUUCCGCUACGGCCUGGCCUGCACGCAGGCCUUCACGGCCGCCAGCAACAACUUCGAGCUGGCCAUCGCCAUCGCGGUGGCCGCGUACGGUCCCGACUCGGACGAGGCGCUGGCCACGACCGUCGGGCCGCUGAUCGAGGUGCCGGUCCUUCUGGGUCUGGUGUACUUUGUGAAGUGGUUCGCCAAACGGCACGGCUGGGAGGACUAG
Colletotrichum karsti is the source of this 1182-nucleotide messenger RNA. RefSeq names its product arsenical-resistance protein. NCBI's taxonomy places the organism in Eukaryota, Fungi, Ascomycota, Sordariomycetes, Glomerellales, Glomerellaceae. The coding region runs from base 1 to 1182 and encodes 393 amino acids. The record is from RefSeq and is a predicted model, not a curated record. Gene Ontology annotation, molecular function: antimonite transmembrane transporter activity; arsenite transmembrane transporter activity; antiporter activity. Gene Ontology annotation, biological process: arsenite transport; antimonite transmembrane transport. The transcript is spliced from 4 exons. Gene Ontology annotation, cellular component: plasma membrane.